Messenger RNA from Mucor velutinosus, 876 nucleotides. RefSeq lists its product as uncharacterized. Gene Ontology annotation, biological process: regulation of transcription by RNA polymerase II. Gene Ontology annotation, molecular function: protein dimerization activity; RNA polymerase II cis-regulatory region sequence-specific DNA binding; DNA-binding transcription factor activity, RNA polymerase II-specific. Lineage: Eukaryota; Fungi; Mucoromycota; Mucoromycetes; Mucorales; Mucoraceae. The transcript is spliced from 3 exons. The coding region runs from base 1 to 876 and encodes 291 amino acids. The record is from RefSeq and is a predicted model, not a curated record.
AUGUAUUCUCCUCCACAACAGCAAGACUACAAGAUUGAUGCUGAGCAUUUCCAGCAUUCUGUCGAUACACAUACUACAGUCGGAGCCGUACCUGUCGUACGAAACAAUCGGUUAUUCAAUCCUUCCUAUCAACAGCAGCUUCAUCAACGUCAAAACUCUUUUGGUACAGUCGCUUCUGCCAUCACCAUGUCGCCUCCAAACCGUGCAGGCGGCAUGGCAUUCAGCGAGAACAACUCUCAAAACUGGUUUGGUACAAGCCUGGACUCAAAUGGCUCGUCGUUCGGUCAAUCUCCCAUAUUUAGCGGUAGAGACUUGAUUGUAUCUCCAUCCACAUCCAGUGGACAUUUGGAUUUGAUGGGCAAUGCGAGCAAUACAAAUACAAAUGGCGAUGAUGAUGAGAGUCAGCAAAGAAACCUGCAAGAUAUGUUUGAGAAACGUCGCCGACGAAGAGAAUCUCAUAAUGCCGUAGAGAGACGAAGAAGGGACAACAUCAAUGAGCGUAUCCAUGAGCUAUGCACUCUUUUACCAGAGAAAUUGCUUGAUUCGGCCCCUACAAGCUCAAAUGUAAUGUCAGUGUCCAGCGGCCAAGUGGGCGCUAAUGGAAGGGCCGUCAACAAGGGAACUAUUCUGAAACUCUCUGUCGAUCAUAUUAAGGAGCUCCGUGAAGAUGUGAAUAGGUACCAAGAGAGAAUUAGAGAGUUGGAGCAUAUGAUUGAAUGCGCAAAGAGAGGUGAGAUGAUAAUCGAUCCCAAAGCAAAUUUACAGAACAACAACGCAUUCGAUACUGAUCGUAAUGCGCAAAGAGGAGGCCAUCAAAGAGUGGGUUCGAUACAAUUUCGACAGCAAUUCAACAAUUUACAGCUUGGCCCUGAAUAA